Molecule: messenger RNA, 1293 nt
Organism: Spinacia oleracea (spinach)
Lineage: Eukaryota; Viridiplantae; Streptophyta; Magnoliopsida; Caryophyllales; Amaranthaceae
Product: ferritin-like catalase Nec2
Exons: 3
Coding region: 110-1183 (357 amino acids)
Source: RefSeq, a predicted model, not a curated record
AACAAGCUCAGUAAUUACCCACUUCCACAUAUCUGCCGGUAUAUAUAUGGGCUACCAGCCUACUAGUAUCUCAAAAGACAACAACAAAAUUCUUAUUUAUCCUUGAAAAAUGACCAUUCUUUUAUCCAAAUCUCGUUCAUUACCAUCUUCACAUAUGCUACUUGUCAUUCUAACUCUCCUAGGGGCCAUUAGGUUAGUGUACUCGGGUACGGGCGUGAACCCUAAUAACCCGAGUAUUGAUAUGGACCCUUACAAAUCUCGGGGCGAUGAUCUAGGCCUGUUUGACCCGUUUUACGAUAGUAAUAACCCGGAUAAUCCAACUUGUCAACCACCCAUCCCACCCGGUGUGCUGCCCGUUUACAAAGUUGAUAUUAUGCAAUUGCAAUUUGCUCAAAAUCUAGAGCAUUUGGAAGCUGAUUUCUUCUUGUGGAGUGCCCUAGGUUAUGGCCUUGACGUGGUUGCCCCGCAGUUAACCCUAGGCGGCCCACCUCCCAUCGGAGUCCGAAAGGCCAACCUUGAUAACCUCACCGGUAGUAUCAUUGAAGAAUUUGGUUAUGAGGAAAUUGGACACUUGAGGGCUUUAAAAACGACGGUCGGAGGAAUCGAAAGGCCAUUACUGGAUUUGAGUCCAGAAAACUUUGCAAGAGUUGUAAAUCAAGCAUUUGAAUGUGAUCUUAAGCCCCCAUUUGAUCCAUACAGAGAUAGUCUCAGCUUCAUGUUGGCUUCUUACAUCAUUCCUUACCUGGGACUUAAUGGUUAUGUUGGUGCUAACCCACAGCUCAAAGGCUAUGUUUCCAAAAGGCUCUUAUCAGGACUACUAGGAAAUGAAGCAGGCCAAGAUGCAAUAAUUAGGAUGUACUUGUACGAAAGACGAAAGAAAAUAGUGCACCCGUACAACUUCAGUGUGGAAGAAUUCACAAACCGCAUUUCAAUCCUAAGGAACAAAUUGGGUAUGUGUGGCAUCAAAGACGAAGGCAUCGUCGUCCCACGAGAGCUCGGACCCGAGGGUCGGACUAGCACCAAUGUCUUAUCUACGAACCGCGACGAUCUUUCUUAUGCUCGAACACCUGCUGAAAUACUUAGGAUCUUGUAUGAAUCUGGCGAUGAGCACAUUCCUGGUGGAUUUUAUCCUAAGGGAGCUAAUGGUCAAAUUGCUAGGAUGUAUCUUAAAAAACUAUACUAGUUUCUUUUAUUUUAUUGUUUUAAUUUGUUCAAUAAGUUUAUAAAAGCACUAGAUGCAUGUAUAAUGUAUUAUUGAAGUCCUUCUAUAUAGUAUUAUUUUUGUAUAAAUAA